Molecule: messenger RNA, 1203 nt
Organism: Penicillium argentinense
Lineage: Eukaryota; Fungi; Ascomycota; Eurotiomycetes; Eurotiales; Aspergillaceae
Gene: erg10B
Product: acetyl-CoA C-acetyltransferase
Exons: 5
Coding region: 1-1203 (400 amino acids)
Biological process (GO): ergosterol biosynthetic process; fatty acid beta-oxidation
Molecular function (GO): acetyl-CoA C-acetyltransferase activity
Source: RefSeq, a predicted model, not a curated record
AUGUCUUCCCUCCCUCCCGUCUACAUUAUUUCGACCGCUCGUACUCCAGUGGGCUCGUUCCUUGGCUCCCUCUCAAGCCUGACUGCCCCUCAGCUCGGUGCCCAUGCCAUCAAGGCCGCUGUUGAGCGCGCCGAGGGCGUCAAUGCCUCCGAUGUUGAGGAGGUCAUCUUCGGCAACGUCCUGUCUGCUGGUGUCGGACAGAACCCCGCCCGUCAAUGCGCCAUCAACGCUGGUCUCCAAGACUCUACUGUUUGCACCACCGUCAACAAGGUCUGCGCCUCCGGCACAAAGGCCAUCAUCCUCGGUGCCCAGACCAUCAUGACCGGAAAUGCCGAUAUCGUCAUUGCUGGUGGCACUGAGUCCAUGUCGAACACCCCUCACUACCUCCCCAACCUCCGCACCGGUGCCAAGUACGGCAACCAGAGCCUGGUGGAUGGUAUCAUGAAGGACGGUCUACAGGAUGCCUAUGGCAAGCAGGACCUCAUGGGCCUGGCUGCUGAAGAAUGUGCCCAGGACCACGAUUUCAACCGCGAGCAGCAGGACAACUAUGCCAUCCGCACCUACGAGAAGGCCCAGGCGGCCCAGAAGGCUGGCGCUUUUGACUACGAAAUUGCUCCCAUUGAGAUCCCCGGCUUCCGUGGCAAACCCGGUGUGACCGUUUCUCAGGACGAGGAGCCCAAGAACCUGAACCCUGACAAGCUGCGUGCCAUGAAGCCUGCUUUCAUCCCCGGUACCGGUACCGUCACUGCCCCUAACUCCUCCCCCUUGAAUGACGGCGCGGCUGCCGUUGUCCUCGUUUCCGAGGCUAAGGUCAAGGAGCUUGGCCUGAAGCCUAUUGCCAAGAUUCUGGGCUGGGGCGACGCCGCUCACGCGCCCAGCAAGUUCACCACCGCCCCUGCUCUGGCUAUCCCCAAGGCUCUCAAGCACGCUGGCGUGACCCAAGAGUCCAUUGAUGCUUUCGAAAUUAACGAGGCCUUCAGUGUGGUUGCCCUUGCCAACAUGAAGCUGCUCGGUCUCUCCGAGGAUAAGGUCAACAUCCACGGUGGUGCUGUUGCUAUUGGUCAUCCUCUGGGUGCCAGUGGUGCCCGUAUUGUGUCUACUCUGCUCGGUGUUCUGAAGGCCAAGCAGGGCAAGCUUGGCUGCGUCGGCAUCUGCAACGGUGGUGGUGGCGCUAGCGCUCUGGUGAUCGAGUCUCUCCUCUAA